Messenger RNA from Paramormyrops kingsleyae, 4615 nucleotides. RefSeq lists its product as uncharacterized. Gene Ontology annotation, cellular component: nucleoplasm. Gene Ontology annotation, biological process: regulation of transcription by RNA polymerase II. Gene Ontology annotation, molecular function: RNA polymerase II cis-regulatory region sequence-specific DNA binding; DNA-binding transcription repressor activity, RNA polymerase II-specific. The record is from RefSeq and is a predicted model, not a curated record. NCBI's taxonomy places the organism in Eukaryota, Metazoa, Chordata, Actinopteri, Osteoglossiformes, Mormyridae.
GCGUCGAACGUAUGACGUAAUUCGUCGAUAUGAUCGUUAAGUCUCGCCAGUGGAGUAGCAGAAAGGAUACAAAAAACAGCAGGAAAGGAUAUGAGGGAUGUCCAAUGAAUAUUAUGGAUGGGUGAUACCACUGAUUUUAUUGUUGAAUCGAUAGCAAAUAAGACUAAGACGUCCCCCUGCAGGGCUGUGGCCAGCUUCAGCAUGGACCAGAAACCUCCCCAGCUAAGUGUGGCAGAUGUGAAGGAGGAAGCACAGGACGUCCUCAUAUCGGAUGUGGACGGGGCCGGGCACAGCAGCCCUGACGAGAAAGAAGAGAGUACAGUGUGUCCCGUCUUUAAUGGGGAGGUGAAAGAAGAAACAGUGUUUCAGGACGUGACUGAGGAGAAGAUGACUGUCCCUCUUCAGGUAGACGAUACUGAAGGGAGACGGAGAACAAGAAGAGGGUGUGUCAGACCUCCUAACCCAGUCCAAGCUCUCAUACCAGGGAGGAGAGUGAAGAAGUUCCUCUGUUCUCACUGUUCCUCGUCCUACACAUCAGAGACUUGCCUCCAGAGACACGUGAAGAAAUCCCACCCUGAGGAGCUUGGCUCUGCUGUGAUACUGAAAGUUCAUUGCUGUUCCCCUUGUGGGAAGACUUUCACUACUUUAAGAAACCUAAAAGCACACCAGCUGAGUCAUACAGGGGAGAGGCCCUACCAGUGCUCCCAGUGUGAGAAGAGUUUCAAUCAAGUAGGAAGCCUAAAGGUGCACCAGCGAACUCACACAGGUGAGAGACCGCAUCAGUGUUCACAUUGUGAGAAAAAUUUCACUCAGUCAGGCGACUUAAAAAGGCAUAUGCGGACUCAUGGUAUAGAGAAACCCUAUCACUGUUCACAGUGUGGGAAGAGCUUCACUUGGUCCAAAGACCUAAAAACACACAAACAAGGUCACAUAGUAGAGAAACCCUACCUCUGCUCCCAGUGUGAUCAUAGAUUCACAGGCAUUGAAGAACUAAAGAUGCAUGAGCAAAGUCAUACUGGUGGGAAGCCCAACCAGUGCUCCCACUGUGGAAAGAGCUUCAGUCAAGUUGGAACCCUAAAAGCACAUGAGCGGACUCACACAGGGGAGAGGCCCUACCAGUGCUCCCAGUGUGGGAAGCGUUUCAGUCAGGUAGGAAGCCUAAAGAUGCACCAGCGGACUCACACAGGUGAGAAACCCCAUCAGUGCUCGCAUUGUGGGAAAAAUUUCACUCAGUCAGGUGACUUAAAAAGGCAUAUGCUAACUCAUGGAAUAGAGAAGAACUAUCAUUGUUCCCAGUGUGGGAAGAGCUUCAUUUGGUUCAAAGACCUAAAAACACACCAACAAGGUCACAUAGUAGAGAAACCCCACCUCUGCUCCCAGUGUGGUCACAGGUUCACAUGCGUUGAAGAAUUAAAGAAGCACAAGCAGAGUCAUACAGAUGAGAAGCCCUACAAAUGUUCCGAAUGUGGAAAGAGCUUCAGACAUUCAAUUAGCCUGAAAGUUCAUCAAAGGACUCACACGGGGGAGAGGCCCUACCAGUGCUCUCACUGUGAGAAAAGAUUCAGUCAGAUAGGGAACCUGAAGACACAUCAGCGGACUCACACAGGAGAGAGGCCACACCAUUGCUCAGAGUGUGGAAAGACCUUCACUGAACUGAGAGUCCUACAGACGCACCAGCGGACUCACACAGGAGAGAGGCCCUACCAGUGCUCAGAGUGUGGAAAAAGUUUUAGCCACUUAGUUGGCUUAAAGACACAUCAACGAACUCACACAGGAGAAAAGCCUUAUCACUGCUCAGAAUGUGGUAAGAGUUUCAGUCAGUUAGGCAAUUUAAAGGCACACCAACGAACUCACACAGGAGAGAGGCCUUACCAGUGCUCCCAGUGUGCAAAGACUUUUAUUCAAUUAAGGGAUCUUAAGACACACCAGCAAAUUCACACCGGGGAAAGACCAUACCAGUGCUCCCAGUGUGGGAAUAGAUUUACCUGCUUAAGGAACCUAAAGUCACACCAGAAGACUCACACAGGGGAGAGGCCUUACCAGUGCUCCCAGUGUGGGAACAGUUUCACCUGCUUAAGAAACCUAAAGUCACACCAGCAGGCACACACAGGGGAGAGGCCCUUCCAGUGCUCCCAGUGUGAAAAAACCUUUGUUCGGGUAGGAGACUUAAGAAAACACCAGCGAAUUCACACAGGGGAGAGGCCACAUCAGUGCUCCCAGUGUGGGAAGAGCUUCUCUUUAUUAAAAGAUUUAAAGAAACACCAGCGUACUCACACAGGAGAAAAGCCAUAUCUCUGCUUUCAGUGUGGGAAGCGGUUCAGUGAAGUAGGAAACCUAAAAGCUCAUCAGCGUAUCCACACUGGGGAGAGGCCCUACCACUGCUCAGAGUGCAGGAAGACGUUUGGUCAGUCAUCAGAACUGAAGAGACACCAACAGACUCACACAAGUGAGAUGCCCUACCAGUGCUCCCAGUGUGGGAAGAGUUUCCGUCUCCUACGCUACCUGAAGUCACACCAGUUGACUCACUCAGGAGAAAAACCCUAUCAUUGCUCUAAGUGUGGAAGAAGUUUUGGUCGUUUAGAAUAUGUAAAGAUUCAUCAGCUGACUCACACAGGGGAGAGGCCCUACCAGUGCUCCCAGUGUGGGAAGAGCUUCAGCCAGUCAAGCAGUCUAAGAGCACACCAGCGAACUCACACAGGAGAAAGGCCUUAUCACUGUUCUCAUUGUGCAAAGACUUUUAUUCGAUUAAGAGAUCUUAAGACACACCAACAAACUCACACUGGGGAAUAACCCUGCUAGUGUUCCCAUUUUGGGAAAAGUCUUCCCCGCUUUGGAGACCUAAAGUCACACAGACUUACACAGGGGUGAUCCGUUACCAGUGCUCCCAAUAUGAAAAACAAAUGUUGGGAUAGGAGACUAAAAACACCAGUGGAUUGACAUGGGAGAAAAGCCAUAUCUUUCUUAAGUGGGGGAAGCAGUUCAGUGAAGUAGGAAACCCACAUAGGAGAGAUGCCCUAUCACUGCUCAGAGAGCAGGAAGAUGUUUGGUCAAUCAUCAUAACUAAUGAGACACCAGUGGACUUACACAGGCGAGAGGCCCUACCAGUGCACCCGGUGUGGGAGGAUCUUCAGUGAGGAAAACUUAAAGGGGCAGUUCAUCCCAGAACUGAAAAAGAUAUAUUUCAAUAGGGCUUUAGUGCUAUCUAUCCAUCUAGGUUGCCCUGCUGGGAGUUGCCUAGUUAUGAAGAUAUCGGCCAUAGAAAUGUCGCGCUUCUCUCGAAUAUAAUGGAAGUGAAUGGCGUUCUUUCUGUGGUGAUUAAAGCGCCCAAAAGAUACAUUUGAAAAAUUCAACAGCAAUGUCUCCUACCAGAAAUUAUGACCUGGUUACUCAAGAUAAUCCACAGACUUUGUAGUAAGCAGUUUAAUGUAGGAACUAUAUUCUUCUACCAAACUCCACACACCAAACGUAUCACUACACUGAAGAUACGAGCAUGAGCACCCUGGUGAUAUCUUCUGCACAGUGUUUGGAGUUGUGGAGUUGUACAGAGGAACCUACUGACUGUUUAUUUCUUUGUCAGUUAAUGUUUGGCUCAGAUCAGCAAUUUCAACCAGUGUUUUUGUGUUGCUGAAGCUGUCCCUAUUAAUGCUGGCUUCCCUACCGUGUUGGCCCUUUCCCUACGGCACACAAAACAUCACCAAAACUAACAGUUUAAACACUUUUUCACAUGCUUGACACACCAUUCUCACCUCUUUUGCUGCCAGCAGCAAUCUCUUCUCUGUUCUUUGCAUUUGCGCUUUCUCCUGCUCUUUGCGCUAUACCUGACUAGGUGACAAGUCAAUAAUAUAUGAACCUACUAAACAGGGUGCAGUUCAUCUCAUUAAUAAUAAAUACACGUCUUUCUAAAACCUAGGUGAAGCCUUUCAUCAAAGUGCUUUCAUCAAACCCCCCCAUUACAUGCUUAGGGGUAGAUUUUUUUUAACGUGCCACAUUAAGCCAUUUUCUUACUGUAUAAUGAGUUUAAAUGAGAAAACAUGACGUACAAAUUCUUGCCCUGCUUUUUAGGUGUGCCAUCAUUCUCCGUAUGAAAUGUGUUUAAAAUAAAAAUUAUAUGUGCACAAAUCACAAGAUCCUGCCACAAAUUUCAGGCCCUGCACUGUGUGAAAAUGACCUCACCUUGGGGUGCCCUAUGCUGCCCCUGUCACUCUGCUCCACCCUGUCAUCUCUUCCAAACACAGCCUGAAUUUCCUAAAUUAAAUAUUGGCACAAACACAACAGACAUAAAAGUGACUAGGAGACAGCAUGUUCUCUUACAAUUAUACAGCAGUAGAAGUAAAUUCAGGGGAUUUAUUGAAUAUCUUGUUAGGAAAAAAAAUCUGUCUGCCAGAGCUCAUUGCUGAAGACACUAUUUAUUAACAGAUCGACAACACAGAAUAACCGCAGUCCGCGAGUCAAUUACAUACCACAGUUUUAGUAAAGUGUGGGUAACUCAGCGUGAUGUCACAUAAAAUACUGUGAUCAAUCAGUCGAGCCCAGAUAGAUUAAGAUGAUAAUUAGGCAUCACUACAUCUCCCUUUUUCCAAAGACAAAAGAUAAAGAAUGUUCUGUCAGCCCCCCC